ACCCGCACCCUCACCAGGCCUCCGAUCGGGGCGCCCCGGCAGAGCCCCCCGCGGCAAGGUUUGCACCCCGGCUCGUGGAAACGGCGCCCUGAGCCCCCCCGGGCCGGGCAGACGGCCCCGACACGGCGCCGAGACCCCCCGCCGCGUCGUCCCCGCGGCCCCAGCCCAGGGAGAAGAUGAGCGUGGGCUGCCCGGAGCCAGAGCUGCCCCGUUCUCUGCCGUGCUGUGGGCCAGGGGCCCCCCCUGGACUGGGUGCAGGGGUGCCAGUCCUCACCGAGGACAUGCAGGCGCUCACCCUACGCACACUGGCCGCCAGCGAUGUCACCAAGCAUUAUGAGCUUGUGCGGGAGCUGGGCAAAGGCACCUACGGGAAGGUUGAGCUGGUGGCCUACAAGGGGACAGGCAUGAAGAUGGCGCUGAAGUUCGUGAAUAAGAGCAAAACGAAGCUCAAGAACUUCCUGCGCGAGGUGAGCAUCACCAACAGCCUCUCCUCCAGCCCCUUCAUCAUCAAGGUGUUCGACGUGGUCUUUGAGACCGAGGACUGCUACGUGUUCGCCCAGGAAUACGCACCCGCGGGGGACCUGUUCGACAUCAUCCCUCCUCAGGUGGGGCUGCCCGAGGACACGGUGAAGCGCUGCGUGCAGCAGCUGGGCCUGGCGCUGGACUUCAUGCACGGGCGGCAGCUGGUGCACCGCGACAUCAAGCCCGAGAACGUGCUGCUGUUCGACCGCGAGUGCCGGCGCGUGAAGCUGGCCGACUUCGGCAUGACGCGCCGCGUGGGCUGCCGCGUGAAGCGCGUGAGCGGCACCAUCCCCUACACGGCGCCCGAGGUGUGCCAGGCGGGCCGCGCCGACGGCUUCGCGGUGGACACGGGCGUGGACGUGUGGGCCUUCGGCGUGCUCAUCUUCUGCGUGCUCACCGGCAACUUCCCGUGGGAGGCGGCGUCGGGCGCCGACGCCUUCUUCGAGGAGUUCGUGCGCUGGCAGCGGGGCCGCCUGCCGGGGCUGCCGUCGCAGUGGCGCCGCUUCACCGAGCCGGCCCUGCGCAUGUUCCAGCGGCUGCUGGCGCUCGAGCCCGAGCGGCGCGGGCCGGCCAAGGAGGUGUUCCGCUUCCUGCGCCACGAGCUCACGUCCGAGCUGCGCCGCCGGCCCUCGCACCGCGCGCGCAAGCCCCCCGGCGACCGCCUGCCCCCCGGGCCGCUCAAGCGGACGGUGCUCACCGAGAGCGGCGGCAGCCCCCGGCCGGCCCCCCCUGCCGUCGGGCCCGGGCCCGUGCCGGUGUCCGUGCCCGAGGCCGGCCUGGCGCCCCCGGGGGCCCCCAGCAGGACGGACGGACGCCCCGACAAGAGCAAAGGGCAGGUGGUGCUGGCCACGGCCAUUGAGAUCUGCGUGUGAGCCUGGGGGUGCCCCCAGUCGAGCACGGGGCUGCCCCAGGUGGGGCGGUGGUCCCCACCCCACCCCAAAGCCGCGCCCCCCGCGCGGGCGGGUAGAGGUAGAUUGGGCCAGGACGCCCAGCCGCAGAGGGUCCCCCCCACCCAAAGACCUCCUGCCCCCUCCUGGAGGAUAAGGGCUGGGUCCAGGGAGCCCCAGCGACUUGAGGAUGCAGAGGCCUCGAACCAGGAGCAAGGGAGCUAGCUGCCAGAGCCCCUUGCACACACACACACACACCCCAUCUCCCCGACCUUUGCCUCCCUGACUAGUUGCAUCCCCCUUGAUAGAUUACGCAAGCACCUGCCCUCCUGGCCUGGGUACCCAGCCUGGGCAAGGUGGUGCGUGCUGGGUGUGGGCACUGAGGAAGGGCUGCGAGGAAGGGAGCUGAGAGCAGGGGUGCGGGCUGGACCUCUGAAAAUGUAGCAGAUGUCUGGAUGAGCGAGCGAGCGUGUGUGCGUGUGCG
Molecule: messenger RNA, 1893 nt
Organism: Suncus etruscus (white-toothed pygmy shrew)
Lineage: Eukaryota; Metazoa; Chordata; Mammalia; Eulipotyphla; Soricidae
Gene: SBK1
Product: SH3 domain binding kinase 1
Exons: 4
Coding region: 177-1394 (405 amino acids)
Biological process (GO): peptidyl-serine phosphorylation; peptidyl-threonine phosphorylation
Molecular function (GO): protein serine/threonine kinase activity; ATP binding
Source: RefSeq, a predicted model, not a curated record